AGAGAGAGAGAGACAGAGCCAGAGACACAGAGACAGAGAGAGAGAGAGAGAGAGUGGAGUGUAUAAGAGAGAAUCGUUCGCAUGCCCAAGGGAUGUGGCUGGAAUUAGAAAACUGUACAGAAUGCGUCUAUUUGGUCCGAUUUCGGGGACGAGGUCUUUGCCUCUUUGGUGGGGAGGUUUUUUAGUCUGACUUGUGCUGUAAUCCCCGCCUGAUCCACCUGCAAUCUGCAUGUACCGUGUGGUCGUCUUUUUCAUGUUGGAACGUGUUUUUACCGUAGUUUCAAGUUUGACUCAUUGCUUCCUUGUUGGUUUUUCUGUUCUCAACGAAUCUUUGGUGUUUUCGUCCACGACCCCGUUGCCGUGAUUAAUGCUGAUUGAGGUGGUGCUGGGUUAAAUUGGACGAUUUGGUGUGGUCGAGAGCGGGGAGAGAGAGCCGCGGUGUGGGAUGCGGAAGAUGGCAAUUAGUGUGAUUGCGUAAUGGCUGUGGUUAGUCCCAUCCCGUGUUGCUGGCGCUGUCAUCGUGCUGCGCCUGCCACACGCACCGUCUCCUGAUUUCUGCCCCCACUCUUCCUUCUCCUCUUCCCCCGUGCUUGCCGCCAAAGCCGAUUGUGUGUCCGCAAUUUCUCCUUGCCAUCCAGACAGGUGUCUCGCUUGCACCGAUGCGGCAUCCGUCCGUCCUGUAAUCUCUCCCGAUUUACGACCGAUCCCGUGAAAGCAACAGCGGAGCGGUUGCGGUAUCCAUGCUGGUUGGUGUACCGGGCGGGAGGUCAGUGGGACUGCUGCUGCGGGCGGUGGGCGGACGACACAGCGUGUCGGGAGCGGCAGCGUCCAUGCCGAAAGCCAAGACGGCGCCCUGCACCUUCUGUGCCAUCUGCCAGCGGGAGGAUCCCCGCACCGAGCUCCUCUACGAAGAUGCCAACUUUGUGGCAUUUCGCGAUAUUCGUCCAGCGGCACAGCAUCAUUAUCUCAUUUGUCCGAAACGGCAUGUGGACUCGGCGCGCAGUCUGGUGGCGGAUGACGCCGAGCUCGUGGAACGCUUGAUGGUCAUCGGGAAGGAGGUGCUGGGACGGCAGGGGGUCCUGCAGCUGGACAGCCCCGAUUGCCGGAUGGGAUUCCAUUGGCCGCCGUUCAACGGCAUCCGCCAUCUGCAUCUGCACGUUCUCUAUCCCGCUUCCGAGAUGAGCUUCAUCAGCCGUACGAUAUUCCGACCAAAUACAUGGUGGUUUGUCACGCCGGAAUGGGUGGUGAAGCGACUGGAGAAGAUGUCGCGCGACGAAAUGUGACCAAGCGGAAUCCCGUUAUGUUGCUGGCCCGCAGAAAAUCCUAUUAAAGACGAAAUUCAACAAAAAAAUCCCCUUCUACCAAAAUGUCUCCCCCACAAUGCGUGUUUUGUGUUUCUGACGAAGCGACGUCCGCAGGCGGAUCGAUUCGGUUGUCGUGUGUGUGUUUUCUGGAUUUAAUUACACUGUAAUAAUAAUUGUACGACCUGUCUUGCCCCUGUAAUUUGCAGCAUGCGGAAAUGAAAUAAUUUUACUUGAUUUUUUCGGUUAAUUUUUCGACGGCAAUUAAUCCGCGGUGUUUUUCGUGAUGAUGCAUAACCCGGUGCAGCACCCCCUGAGGCGGUCGGUAAGGGCUGUUGGGCGCUGUGCGAAAAAUGUUGCGAGUGGAAUUGGCGGUGGUGAGGAAGGUAGCCGCCACCCGAGUAGACACGUUGUGUCGGUUGUAAUUGUGUUUUUGCGUUGGUUUUCCUGCGUCGCUGUGUUUUCCUCGUUUUCUUCUUCUCUUCUGUGUGUAAUCGGUUACGGAAUCAAAUUGCUAUCCGGUGCUAUUUUUGUUUCGAUCGGACUGACGGCAUUUAACAAAAAAAUUUAUGGGGAAGCGUGUGUUG
Molecule: messenger RNA, 1888 nt
Organism: Paramacrobiotus metropolitanus
Lineage: Eukaryota; Metazoa; Tardigrada; Eutardigrada; Parachela; Macrobiotidae
Product: adenosine 5'-monophosphoramidase HINT3-like
Exons: 7
Coding region: 741-1283 (180 amino acids)
Molecular function (GO): catalytic activity
Source: RefSeq, a predicted model, not a curated record